Molecule: messenger RNA, 3453 nt
Organism: Ciona intestinalis (vase tunicate)
Lineage: Eukaryota; Metazoa; Chordata; Ascidiacea; Phlebobranchia; Cionidae
Source: RefSeq, a predicted model, not a curated record
UAGAAGUUUUACAUUUCUAUGUUCUAAAAAUUCGCGCCAAAUUCUUCACCAAUUCAACAACAACAAACAACAUCAACAACUUACAAAUUUGCUGGCCUUUCCAGUUUUUUUUGAAAUAUUCUGUAGGCAGAAGCGUUAGACUAGACAUGGAUGAAAAUGAUCUGCCGUACUUGGCCGAGUAUGCAAAAAGCAGUCGAGCAUCGUGCAAAUUAUGUAUGAGCCACAUUGAAAAAGAUUCGCUGCGAAUUGCAUUGAUGGUACAGUCUCGUCAUUUUGACGGAAAGCAACCGAACUGGCACCAUUAUACAUGUUUCUUUGGGCGUUGUCGCCCAAAAUUUGUCGAUGAGAUCUCAAAGUUUCACAAUCUACGUUGGGAUGACCAGGAAAAGAUUCGUGCGCAAAUUGAGAGAGGCGGGGGCGGAGGACCCUCGAAAAAGUCCUCCAAGAAAACUCUACAGGAUUUUGUUGUGCAGUAUGCUCUCUCUAACAGGAGCACUUGCAAAAAGUGCGAAGAAAAAAUUGAAAAAGACGAAAUCCGAAUCUCACACAAAGAAAUCGAUCCAGAGAAGCCGCAAGUGGGUUUGAUUGACAGGUGGCACCAUGUUGGUUGUUUCAUUAAAUCUCGGAAAGAUUUGGGUUGGAUUGAUGGCCAGUUUACCUCAGAUAUGCUAAAGGGGUUCAAAGGUUUGGAUUCAGAAGACAGAGCAACAAUUUCGAAACAUCUUGAUAAAAAAAAAAAAGGUAAAAAGAAAACGAAGAUCGUCAAAGAAGAAGAAGAGAAUGAUGAGAACUUGGAUGCGAUGAACAAGUUGCUGCGAGAUCAGAGCGCAAAGUUGUGGAAGAUGAUUGAUCAUCUAAAAAACAUGGAUUUAAAGAAGAAAGAAUUAGUCGAGAUUUUGGAGGAAAACUCUCAGAAGGUUCCUAAGGGUUUGGACAAAAUAUUCGAGCGAGUAGCAGAUGGGAUGUUAUUUGGUCGUCUGCCACUUUGUACAUUAUGCGGGGACGGACAGCUCGUUGCCAGUUCUCGUGGUUUUUAUCAAUGUGUUGGAAAUAUAUCAGGAUGGACGAGUUGUACGAACACAACGUUGGAUGUGAAAAGGUCACCGUGGAUUAUUCCUCAAGACUUACAUGAAGACUUUCCGUACCUGAAAAAAUACAAAUAUAAACCAACGGUUCGUAUUUUUCCGCCAAGACCCAAACCCAAACCUCUGAAAGACAAAAAAGUUGUUAUAAUUGGAAAACUUUCAAAACCAAGAGAUGAACUGAAACAAUUAGUUGAAAACCUUGGAGGUUCUGUUACAACAUCGCUUAACAAAGCUUACUGUUGUGUAACAAAUCAAGCUGAAGUGGAAACUACAAAUAAAAGAAUAAAAUCUGCCGAAAUCCAAGAUGUUUUCUGCGUUUCCGAAGAGUUUUUAGAUUGUUGCAAAGAUUUGUCCACCCCUCUCAACUCCUUGCUUCCAUUUCUUAAGAAAUAUUCUUUAUGUCCCUGGGGGUCCGAGAGACUUAACAAUGCUGCUUUGAAGCGAUCUAUGGCAGAAGAAAGCAGAAGUCUUUCAACAAAGAAACAAAAACUUGUCGUGAAAUCUGGAGCUGCUGUUGACCCAGAGUCCAAUCUUGAGGAUGAAACUGAGGUGUUACAACAUGAUGGUCGUUCAUACACGGCUACAUUAGCCAUGGUAGAUAUGAAGUCUGGAACAAAUUCCUAUUACAAGCUUCAGUUGCUUGCAGAUACUUCUGGAAGAAGUUGGCAUGUCUUUCGGUCAUGGGGUCGAGUUGGGACCAGCAUUGGUGGGACCAAAGUGGAAAAGUUUCGUACCUUGGAUAAUGCUUUGCAAAAUUUUAACGAAAUUUACACGGAAAAAACAGGCAAUGAUUUUGGUAGCAAAGAUUUUGUAAAGCAACCCCACAAGUUUUACCCCCUUGAGAUUGAUUAUGGUAUGGAUGAUGAAAAAAAGGUCCAGCAUUUGGACACUGCAGGAAAAUCUUCGAAAUUAAAACAAGAAGUCCAGGAUCUCGUUAAAAUGAUAUUUAACAUUGAAAGCAUGAAGAAGGCCAUGUUAGAGUUUGAGAUCGAUUUAAACAAAAUGCCACUCGGAAAACUCAGCAAACGUCAAAUGCAACAAGCUUAUUUGGUUCUUAAUGAAGUCAAUGAAUUAGUCACAGCUGGUGACCAUGGAAGUGGUAAAGUAUUGGAUUGUUCGAACCGUUUCUACACCCUCAUACCACACGACUAUGGAGUCCAUCAGCCACCCUUACUUGAUAACUUGGACAUCAUUAAAGCCAAGACUGAAAUGAUUGACAACCUGAUCGACAUAGAGGUCGCUUACAACUUGCUAACUACAACAACUGAAGAUACUCAAACUGAUCCAUUGGAUCUGAGUUAUGAAAAACUUCAAUGCGAUAUACUGCCAUUGGAUAAAGACAGCGAGGAAUUCAAAAUGGUUGAAAAAUACACUCAACUUACUCAUGCAAGCACACACAACCAGUACAAGUUGACCAUAGAGCAUCUGUUCAAGAUUAACAGAAAAGGUGAGUUGUCGAGAUUCCGUCCUUUCCAAUCACUACCAAACCACAAGUUACUAUGGCAUGGCUCGAGAAUGACAAACUAUGCUGGCAUUUUGUCCCAAGGCUUAAGGAUUGCUCCACCUGAAGCACCAGUGACUGGUUACAUGUUCGGCAAGGGGUUAUAUUUCGCCGAUAUGGUUUCCAAAAGCGCAAACUAUUGUUCAACCUCCUCAAGGAAUCCUAUCGGCCUCGCUUUACUUGCGGACGUUGCUCUUGGAAAUCCGUACGAGUUAAAGUACGCUAAAGAUGUACGUAAGCUUCCAAAAUCAAAACACAGCGUUAUCGGGUUGGGUAAGACAGUGCCUGACCCUUCUACACACAUUACUGUGGAUAGCAAUCUUGUGGUGCCUAUGGGUAAAGGUGUAGAGGCAGAUUUAGGUAAAGAUAAGGAGACCAGCUUACUAUACAACGAAUACAUCGUAUACGACGUUGCACAAGUCAACCUGAAGUACUUGGUGCAGUUCAAGUUUCAUUAUAACACUCUGUGGUGAUUUCAAGUAAUAUUUCUUUCCGUAAAUUUGCCAUCGUCAUCAGCGUUGGUAAAUAUUGACUCGAUGUCAACUGCGAUGGUGUUUCACACGAAGGACAAACUCGAUGCCAAGUUAAUGUGUUAACCAUUUCCUUUCAAUGCCGUUCUACCGUUGCCUGCUUUCUUGUUUAAAACAUCAAAGGCAAGAUUUCGCAAUUUUUCAUUCUCUUUUCCUUCCAGCACUGCCGAUAUUUCUUUGUAAAUAAAAAACACUUUUCAAAAUCUAGCGGUUUCUAAGUUAAUACUAGGAUUACUUUAUUUUAUUUUUUAUUUUUGCUACUUUUUAGCAAGUUGGUUACACUGUAUUUAUGGAUCGUUUAAGAGACACGGUGCUUUUAAUAGACAUCAGAUCCAAA